AUGGGUCAUGCUUCAAAACGACUAGUGACCAAUGCCUCCCGGCUCCCAUCCGUCUCCACCUCCCAUCUCCCAAAAUUCCCGCCAAGGGAAGCCCUCUUCCUCCGUGACCAGGAAAUUCCUCAGCCUGAAUUCGAACCCGAAGUUUGGGCUUCCCUGCAGCCACCCCCGCCCUCUGCGCUCUCAGCCUUUGCAAGCAGAAUAGGCCUCUCUUCUAUCCUAUCGACGACAGAGUUGAUACAACAAGCUUGCACCCAUUCCUCCUUUGUCGCCUUCCACCAGCAUCACUAUCCCUCUGAACCGGCUCCCAUAUCUAAUGCCCAGCUUGCAACAAUAGGAAACUCGUUAAUGGGUCUAUUUGCAACGGAACAUAUAAAUGCAACCUAUCCGUAUCUUCCUACGCGCGUUUUGAAGGCUGCCAUAACUGCUCAUGUCGGUUCCAUGACUUGUGCUAGUGUUGCCAAUGAGAUGGGUUCAGCGCCCCUUCUACGAUGGCACAGAACGCCAAACACACCUAACCGACCCGGUAUUCUGCACCCCGACGCUCUAUCAUCGAUACCGAGAGCGAUAACUGCUUUGAUAUAUCAAAAACGAUCGCUUCUAUCUGCUCGGAAAUUCGUCCAUUCAUACUUCCUUACUCGAGAAAUAGAUCUCCGUGGCAUGAUUAAAUUCCGGGACCCAAAGGCGGCUUUGCUGGAGAUGGUGGCGAAAUUUGGAGCAGAAAGACCAAAAUCAAGGCUAGCAACAGUCAUUUCUAUUUUUCUACUACUUCGUGAGACCGGUCGUUUUUCUAGAGCUCCUGUCUUUGUCGUGGGCGUAUUUUCUGGAGAAGACCAGCUGGGAGAAGGAUUUGGUAGCUCCCUCAAGAUGGCCGAGUAUCGGGCCGCUGAAGAUGCUCUACUUCGAGUAUAUCUUACACGGACUCCGUCACACUUAGUGCAGCUACCGACAUCCACAUUUUCGCAGAAUCCGGGAGACAUAUUCCGGAUGGCACCAGAGGGUGAGUAUAUACCCCCAGAUCUGGUUGCGUCUGAGAUCAUGUACGAGAGUUCGGGGAAGGGCAGAGCUGCGCCAGGCGUAACAUUGCAAGGUUGA
This is a messenger RNA of Guyanagaster necrorhizus, 1092 nucleotides long. Its product is annotated as ribonuclease III. The coding region runs from base 1 to 1092 and encodes 363 amino acids. The transcript has 4 exons. Gene Ontology annotation, biological process: RNA processing. NCBI's taxonomy places the organism in Eukaryota, Fungi, Basidiomycota, Agaricomycetes, Agaricales, Physalacriaceae. Gene Ontology annotation, cellular component: mitochondrion. The record is from RefSeq and is a predicted model, not a curated record. Gene Ontology annotation, molecular function: structural constituent of ribosome; double-stranded RNA binding; ribonuclease III activity.